Blastomyces dermatitidis ER-3 is the source of this 2821-nucleotide messenger RNA. RefSeq lists its product as uncharacterized. The record is from RefSeq and is a predicted model, not a curated record. The coding region runs from base 569 to 1678 and encodes 369 amino acids. The transcript has a single exon. Lineage: Eukaryota; Fungi; Ascomycota; Eurotiomycetes; Onygenales; Ajellomycetaceae.
GCUUAAAUAAGCAAGUUUAAAUGCUUCUAGAUUAUUUCCGGAUUCGGCCAUGCCUGGAACCUCAAGAACCUUCAUCGAUUCCGUCUUUGAUAACUGUCGUCCAGCUUCAACUCUCGUUCCUUGUCGUUCUCUUCAACGCCAGUCUCAAUUCUCUUGUCUGUUGUUUCUAGCUCCUGCACCCAGUACAGCCAUGCUCCUGGACUCUGGGCAGCCUAGACUCUACGUCUAAUAGCUAUCAUCAUCCCGCCCUUUUGGCCGUGUCCGCCUAGACCCACCCACCCAUCUUCCUAUAUUUAAUAUCGCCGCAUUCCGUCCCAACACGGUUUCUCGCCUCCUGUAGCCGCCCAUGACUCCACGAGCCCACUGCCUUAUCCAAUCGUGGGAAAUAAAAAGGACCCGUAACCGCUCCGAGGCGCUGAGGCAAUUUAUUUUAGUUCUCCUAUAUAAAGCCUUCAACCCCAGUCUUUCCCUUUAAACCUAAACUACGGCCCUGAAAGGUUGACCUCCCCCCCCGUAUCAUUCGUGCGAGUAUAUAACUAUCGCAGCCAUUUCAUAUCCCCCUACAGCUAUGUUCGAAGACUUUUCAUUCUCCUCCCCUCGAAGGAAAAAUCGGGACUCGUUGAUACCUAGUUACGAUGAAGACAUGGUGAUUGCCUGCGAGGACCACCUGAUCUCGCCUUUUUCAUCUCGUUCUCCCUCACCCGUUCCGCGUUGUCGAAACUCGAAAGACCAUCCUCUACUUCCUAGACAUUCACGUCAGCCUUUCCAACUUGGGCCUGCUCCUACAUCGAUUCCAUAUAAUUAUGGCGACAGGCAUGGACUUUCGAUCCGCACUUUAACAAAGAAACUGAAUGCUCAGACCUUGGAUAAUGAUGCAAACAGUGAUAGUGAUGUAGGACCAGCUCUUCCAAUUACGCCUCCUCGUAGUGCUCAUACCGAUGUGCCCGCAAUUUGGUUGGAAAGUGAACCUUUAAGUCCACCAUACCGGGAACAUGAUGAUAAUUCGUCUUGGACUGGGCCGUCACCUACUUCAACACCGAGGUUUAUUGAGUCCCGCCGUACCUCGCAUUCUGAAGCGGACAACUUACCAUAUGCUCACUACGCGUCUAUCACGACUCAAGAUAAGGAGCAAUUUUCUUCUCUCCGCCAGCAUCGAGAAAACCUCUCCCUUCUACAAUGUACCGCAAAAACAGUAGCGGAAACCGUUAGAAUCGCACUUCUACUUGAAGAGAGUGAUCGAUUAUCCUUCGACGAAAUCGAUGAAGACAGGCAUCCGAGUUCGCUCUCCCAUCUCCCAGCUUCUCGAAAUCCCACCUCCCUUAUCAAUAACCACAGCCGAAAUCCCACACGCCGUUCCUCCACAUCCACAGAGCCUGCAUUGAAAUCUAAACUCUCAAUUAGCAACACCUACAGAGUUGAUAAAUCGCGCCAUUCUCCACGGAACUCUAGUCAUACCAGUGAUUUCCGCAUAAUAGAGAAAUCAUCGCGGGGGUUGCGACGGAGGAGUUUGGUGCUAGCUGCCGUUACUGCAAUGGUACAGGCAGAGGCUUUAGAGAAGGGGCAAAGGGAUCGGGAACUUCGAGAUAUUCAAAGGGAAAGCUCGCGAGCCGUGAGUUCCGAUUUCCUGCAUUCUCUUAGCGGAAGAUUAAAAGAUUCCACAACUGCAAAUUCCUCUUGAGAAUUUGAUCAGAUACAAAUGGAAAGAACAGGACACGGGGCAGUUGGAGACACUGAUAUCUUGCUACAUGAUGAUUUUACGCUCCGGGCAUAUCAAUCAGGAUAAUGCACUCGUAUCGAUUCACAACCAGCCAGACGGCCCACUCUUUGAUAUUUUUCCUUUUGUCUCAUAUUUCCUCCCCGUCCCAUCCUCCAAUAUCACCCACCUACUGGUCCAUUACCACUUCUUUUCUUUGUAUAAUCUCCUUGUUACUUUUCUGUUUUUGCUUCCACUUUUAUUUUCGUCGUCUUCAUUCUUGGCUUGUUAUAUACCCCCCACAGUCAGUUUAUUAUCCUACUUUUUUGACAAUUUCCAUGUGUGCAAACACCGCCAUAUCAGAAUUUGAUAUACCUAUUUAAAAUACUGUCUUUCAUUAAACUGGUCUAGGUUAGACUAACAGGCGCCACACUAAGCUGUUGAUAGGCGAGUAUGGCAGUUGCUGAGGAUUUUGAUAUUAGUGUCUUCGCAGAUUACAAACGGCGUUUCCUUUCUGUCAACUGGAGGCUUCUAGGUAAUUACUCUUGUUUUUGAAAUAGCUACUAUACUUUAUCGGUGAGGAAAGGCUACACGACAUGUCAUCGGCGGUUUUCCUUUUCCUUUUUUUCCCCUUUCUUAUUUGUGGUACAAGCGUCUUGCCUCUCUCUUAGUACAUUUAUAUUUCCUUUAUUUCUUCUGUACUUUCCGUUCUCCUGGUAAUUAUAGCAACAUGCCUAAGCGCCUAAGUCUUGAGGAAAAUUCUUGCUGAAAAUUUAAUAUCCAACUCAUCUUUCCUCUGGGGAUUACAGACGUUCAGGCAAAACCCAGCGAAUAUACCACAGUAAACAAUAAUAAUCAGGCACAGCAAAACCCUUUUAAGUCACAUCAUGAAAACAGGUAUUGAAAUGAUUUGCUUUCUCCGCUAACGACUGAUUUGCUAAAUUAUAUCCAUACAUAGCUCAUUUCUCUUAGAAAUAACAAACGGAAAACCAACCAACAAGUCUCACCUAACUGUGUAAACUCUAAAAAGAAGAAAUAAAACGCGAGAAGAAGCAUCUAGAAGCUUUGUACAUACAUACCAUACCAUAUAAAAUGGUAAGGGAAAAAGUGGUACUAAAAGCCUCGACU